CUUUACUAUUUCACAGAUUCGGAUUCUGAUACUGUCCUGGAAGAUGGUUACGACAUGGGCUUCAUUGCUGUGGCUAGGCACAAUCCAUGUCCUACUUCUCAGAAGUAAUACUGAGAAAGCAGAAAAAGUAGAGCCAAAUCCAAAUGCUGUCCAACAUGAUUGGGAAAACUGGAUGAAAACCGGCAUGGGGUGGCUAGGCAAACUGAAGCUAAAGCAGAUCUGUUUGCCAGGCGCCAACGAGGCCGGGAUGAGCGCGAAAACUGGAGGAACUGCCAAACAAAAGAACUGUAACACCCUUUGCCAGAGCAAGAACAUCCUCAAGCAGCUAAAGACAGGGAUCAGAUAUCUCGACUUGCGGCCUGUUGUAUCGGGAUCGGAUUACAAGGCCGGGCAUUACCAACAGGAUCCUGAGGGCCAAUGGAUCGGAGGAGACGGGCAGACCUUUGAAUCGAUCGUGAAGCAAAUCAAUGAUUUUACCAAAGACCAUAAUGAGUUAAUUAUCGCGAGCUUAUCUAAGUCACACAGCGUUUCGUCAAACAAGCCUUUCGAUCAAGGAGAAUGGGAUAAGCUUUUUGAUAUAGUUAGCAAGACGACGAAUCUUUACGAAGGCCCAGAAAAUACUUUGCUAAACGUCACUUUGGGAGACCUGACUAACAAAGGGAACAAAUCUGCCGUUUUAUACAUUGUGAGUGCAGCGAAUAUAACGUUAGGAAGUUAUGCUGGAAAAGGGUUAUUCACCAAUAAAAGUAUGCACCUUUACGACAAUGUCAUAAAUACGGACAAAAUGAAUUUCAUGUUCGUAGAUCAAGCGCUGAAAAUGUACAAGAAUGCAAAAGACUCGUUCUUCGUCUUCUCCUGGAUAGUGACACAGCAACCAAGGCAAGUUGCCGAAUGCCCGAAGCUAAGGAGUAUCAAAUCCCUCGCCAAGAAAACUAAUCCGCAUAUGAAAGAUAUUAUGCACGAAGUGACAUCCGAAAUUUAUCCCAACGUCAUAACUGCAAACUACGUCGAAAAUUCUCAGGUCCGUGAAAUAGCAAUGGCCAUCAACAGCCAUUGGCUUCUCGACAGGAAUGUUCCCAAAAAAGGCAAUUUAACAGAAAAAAGAAAGAACAAAAAAGGAGAAUAACGGCUUUAAAUAAUUAAAAAAAAUACCAUACUCAAUAUCAACAUGAAUGUUUAAUUUGAAACAGGAAAAAAU
This is a messenger RNA of Nezara viridula (southern green stink bug), 1198 nucleotides long. NCBI's taxonomy places the organism in Eukaryota, Metazoa, Arthropoda, Insecta, Hemiptera, Pentatomidae. The record is from the annotation of a GenBank genome assembly.